This is a messenger RNA of Penaeus chinensis, 1074 nucleotides long. Its product is annotated as probable H/ACA ribonucleoprotein complex subunit 1. NCBI's taxonomy places the organism in Eukaryota, Metazoa, Arthropoda, Malacostraca, Decapoda, Penaeidae. The coding region runs from base 1 to 1074 and encodes 357 amino acids. The record is from RefSeq and is a predicted model, not a curated record. The transcript has 2 exons.
AUGAAACUCCUGUUUGUCUCAGCACUGGCUGUCGUGGUCCGUGCGGGACCCCAAGGCUACAAUAUACCCACGCCUUCUGGAGGAUUUUCUAUUGGUGGAGGUCAUUCAUCAGGAGGAAUCUCUGAUGGGAGCGGGAUCUCACGUGGUGGAUUCACCGGUGGCAACGGAAUCUCAGGUGGAGGAUUUACCGAUGGCAACGGAUUCUCUGGUGGUGGAUUCGCCGGAGGCAGCGGAAUCUCUAGUAGCAGCGGCUUUUCUGGUGCAGGAUUUUCCGGUGGCAACGGAAUCUCUAGUGGAGGAUUCUCCGGAGGUAGCAGUGGCCCUGCAGGUGGAUGUGCCGAAGGAGAGAUCUUGCAUGUGGAUGGAUCUUGUGUUGUCCCCGUGGUUACAAGAAACGUCUUCUUGUAUGACGCUCCUGAACAGUCUCAGCAGCCAAGUGGUCCACCACCAAGUCUUCCACCGCCAAAGGUCGAUCACAAUAUCCUCUUCGUACGUCUUCCUGAAGGAGGAGUAGGACCAGAACCUAUUAUUGUUCCUCCACCAAAGCAGGAGAACAUUGUAUACGUCUUGAACAAGAACGAUGGAGCAGGCGGCCAGCGAGUAAUAGAAGUUACCGCUCCUCCACCUUCAGAUCCUGAAAUUUACUUUGUUAAUUACGAGGAAGGAGAGAACCCAACUCUUCCUAUUGGCGUCGACCUUGAGACUGCUCUCAGCGCUGCCGCUAGUGCUGGUGGUCAAGUCAUUGGCGGCGUGGGAGGCGUCGGUGGCUCUGGGGAUGGAGGAUUUGGCGGUAGUGGAACAGGUGGAAGUGGAGGACUUGGAGGUACAGCAGGCAGUGGAGGAUUUGGAGUGGGAGGCAGUGGAGGAUUUGGAGUAGUAGGCAGUGGAGGUUUUACUGGGAGCGGAUCAGGAAAUAGUGGAGGAUUUGGUGGUGUCAGUGGAGGAAGUGGCGGAUUUGGUGGCGUUAGUGGAGGAAAUGCAGGCUUUAGUGGAAGUGGAACAGGAAGUACUGGAGGCUUUGUUAGGGGCGUAGGAGGCGCUGGAACUCCGUCCACGCUGUAUUCUGGACCGUAA